Molecule: messenger RNA, 571 nt
Organism: Loxodonta africana (African savanna elephant)
Lineage: Eukaryota; Metazoa; Chordata; Mammalia; Proboscidea; Elephantidae
Gene: CLPS
Product: colipase
Exons: 3
Coding region: 92-433 (113 amino acids)
Biological process (GO): digestion; positive regulation of catalytic activity; lipid catabolic process
Cellular component (GO): extracellular region
Molecular function (GO): lipase binding; enzyme activator activity
Source: RefSeq, a predicted model, not a curated record
UGCGAACGGGGCCCCUUUUAUAGCUCCAUCACCCCAACUGGCUCUAUCCUCUGCCACCGGACCUGCUGGUUACUUGCUGUGCCCACUUGUCAUGGAGAAGGUCCUUGUCUUUCUGUUCAUCGCCCUCUCGGCAGUUGCCUAUGCGGCUCCUAACCCCCGAGGAAUCAUUAUCAACCUGGAAAACGGCGAGCUCUGUGUGAACAGCUACCAGUGCAAGAGUCAGUGCUGCCACCAUGACUCCGCGCUGAGCCUCUCCCGCUGCACUGCCAAGGCCCGCGAGAACAGCGAGUGCUCUACCAAGUCGAUCUAUGAGGUUUACUACAAGUGUCCCUGUGAAAGUGGCCUAACCUGCAACGCGAACAAGACCCUUGUGGGCUCCCUCACCAAUACCAACUUUGGUAUCUGCCAAGAUGUUGGACGCUCCAAGCAGUGAGACCACCCACACACCCCUGCACCCAGCCCAGUGUGCCCCAGGAUGCUUGGCCAGGGCCACCACUGUCCUCCUUUACCCGCUUGACCAGUACCUCUGUUUUCUGAUUGGGUUCUUGGCAAUUAAAGCCCUUUCUGCAAA